UCGUCUUCUUUCUUGGCUUGCAUCCGUCGUCUACGUUCGAGAGGAGAUUCUUGGGCGCACCUUGAAUCGACACCCAGACCGGCGGUGGAAAGCUGAGGUCUGUUCAAGACAUGGCGGACAAGCGCAAGUCGCCUCCGCUUCAGAACGGCGCCGGCUCUUCAUCUUCGUCGGUGCUAGUGAAGCGACAGAGGCAAGGAGACAAUGAUGCUGGCGUAGGAGAGCGGCAAAUUGCCAUUGCAUCGUCGGACGGGGGCAAGUCCAAGGGGCUCGUCAGAACGGUCAAAAGGACGAGUAAUCUUUCAGCACCAAUCCUGUCGCUCUCUGGCGCACACGGUGCCGAAAUCCUAGACGUUAAAUUUUCGCCAGACGGGCAAUUGAUCGCCGCUGCUUCAUCGGAUAAGACCAUUUCUCUGUGGCAGACGUUUGGCGAAAACAAAAACAUUGGCAUUCUGGCUGGACACUCCAAAGCUGUGACGUCGCUGUGCUGGUCCAACAGUGCGCCAUCAUCCUCGCCCCGUCUCUUUUCAGCCUCGGCGGAUGGGACGCUGAUUGUCUGGGACGCGUCAACGGGAGCCAAGCUGCGGAGGUUGCGGGGUCACAAGGGCAUUGUCAACUCCGUCUCGUGCACUAGAGGCGGUCGCGAGAUCCUCGUCAGCGGAGGUGACGAUGGCAGGGUGUUAUUGUGGGACCCCCACGAACGAACGCCGCUGGACGUUCUGGAGAUUGGAUACCCAGUCACUGCUGUGGCUUUCUCCGACGAUGGAGGGCAAAUCUACGUCGGAGGGCUGGACAAUGACGUGCACGUGUACGACCUGCUGCGAAAGGAGAUUGUCUUCUCAUUGCGAGGUCAUACAGACACCAUUACCUCUCUUUCCCUCUCACCGAGCGGCUCUCACCUUCUAUCGACGUCCUUUGACGACACGGUAAGGGUGUGGGAUGUACAACCAUUCGCGUCCGAACCGGGACCAGGUCACGUUGGGAGCGCCAGGCUUCACCGGACAUUGACAGGGUCUGCCUGCGGGUUCGAGAAUCUCCUGAUCAAGGGAGGAUGGAGUCACGAUGGGGAAAAGGUAGCAACAGGUGGUGGUGAUCGGAAUUGUACAAUAUGGGAACUUGAAAAGGCAACGAUCCUCUACCAGCUUCCAGGCCAUCGAGGAACAUGCACAGCCGUCGCGAUGCAUCCCCGGGAGCCAGUCAUUGUUUCUGCUUCGACCGACACGACACUCCUGCUGGGCGAGAUCGAGACAUAGGGUCUUUGACACCUUCUAUUACCUCCAAAAGUAGUAAUGACAUGCAUAUCAUUGUG
Acaromyces ingoldii is the source of this 1306-nucleotide messenger RNA. RefSeq names its product putative U5 snRNP-specific 40 kd protein. The transcript is spliced from 5 exons. Gene Ontology annotation, cellular component: catalytic step 2 spliceosome. Bases 111 to 1250 code for a protein of 379 amino acids. NCBI's taxonomy places the organism in Eukaryota, Fungi, Basidiomycota, Exobasidiomycetes, Exobasidiales, Cryptobasidiaceae. The record is from RefSeq and is a predicted model, not a curated record. Gene Ontology annotation, molecular function: protein binding; RNA binding.